Molecule: messenger RNA, 1451 nt
Organism: Bombyx mori (domestic silkworm)
Lineage: Eukaryota; Metazoa; Arthropoda; Insecta; Lepidoptera; Bombycidae
Product: putative nuclease HARBI1
Exons: 2
Coding region: 1-1032 (343 amino acids)
Source: RefSeq, a predicted model, not a curated record
AUGACUUCUGAGAGCAGUUUUGAAGAAUUUAUUAACUAUAUUUUUGAUAGCAGAGUGUAUAAUUAUCCGUCACGAAGGUAUUUGAGAGAUGCAGAUAACCCGUUGGAAGUUUACGAUGACGACGAAUUCCGAAAACAUUACCGGCUUAGCAAAGAUUCGGUUGUGCAUAUUUUGCUGCCUUUGUUGACUAACAACAUUAAUGAAAACGAUCGUGGACUACCUUUAACGCCGAUAUUACAAGUGCUAAUUGCUUUGAGAUUUUACGCAACAGGCAAUUUUCAGAUUGUUUGUGGCGACUUGCACAAAAUUUCUCAAUCCGUAGUAUCAAAAACGGUAGCAAACAUUUCUAAGAGAUUGGCUUUGAAAUCCAGGCAAUUUAUUAAAUUCCCUGCAUUAAAUGAAACUAAAAGAAAAUUCUACCGAAUUGCAGGGUUUCCAGGUGUAAUUGGAUGUAUUGAUUGCACACACAUUCCAAUAAAAAAUCCAUCCAGAGCAAGGGGAGAAAUCUUUCGUAAUAGAAAAGGCUGGUUUUCUAUCAAUGUCCAAAUAAUAUGUGGACCGCAAAUGGAAAUAUACGACAUUGUUGUGCGAUGGCCUGGAUCUGUGCAUGAUUCGCGCAUAUUUAACAACAGCAGAUGCUGUUUGAGAUUUGAAGAAGGCGAUUUAGUUGGCAUUCUUGUCGGAGACAGUGGUUAUGCGCAGACUGGCUUUAUGUACACUCCUGUACUCAAUCCUCAAACAGACCCAGAACACAGAUACAAUCGAGCACAUCUAAUAACGAGAAACAUUAUAGAACGUGUAAAUGGUGUAUUAAAGAGACGCUUUGCUUGUUUGUGUAGAAAAUUACAAAACAGUACACCAAAUACAUGUAAUAUUAUAGUCUCUUGUGCUGUCCUACACAACGUUUGUUUAAUGACCAAUGAACCUGAGCUGAACCCUGAAAUUGAGCUAGAAAAUACAGUACCUAAUACUCAGGACUCUUCCAGAGGGAGUAUUAUAAGAUCGGCUUUUAUUUCUAGGCAUUUCAGUUAAAAAUUCUCAUAUGGGUGUCAUCAACCUACAGCAGUCCACUGCUGAACAUAGGCCUCUCCAAUUGCUCGCCACUGAGCACAAUCCUCGGCUUCCCUCAUCCAGCUCUUGCCAGCCACCCUGCACAGAUCAUCACUCCACCACUUCACAGUUUCGACUCAAGAACAUGUUUACCCUAACAGUUAUCAGUUGUCCGGCUAAUAUGGGUAUAUAAGUUGGAACCGAGCAGCGAGCACCGUUAUUGUAAUGCAGAUAGUAUUAUUUAUUUUGAAGAUGAAUGAUUAAAUUUGAUUUUGUUAAUUUUGAUAAUUUUUUUACUAAAAAAGUAAAUAGUACGAGGUUAGACUUUUGAAACUCCUUAUUUUAUUUAUCUACAUAAGAGUCAUAUUUUGCUAACUAUCUAAUAAAUAAAGUCAAUGUGA